Molecule: messenger RNA, 3873 nt
Organism: Neospora caninum
Lineage: Eukaryota; Apicomplexa; Conoidasida; Eucoccidiorida; Sarcocystidae
Exons: 1
Coding region: 1-3873 (1290 amino acids)
Source: RefSeq, a predicted model, not a curated record
AUGAAGAAGGCGACCGACCGUUUGUUUUCUAGGCCGCUUCAACCUCGGGAACAGAGGCGAGAUGCAGCUUCAGUCGGCGGCGAAACUCCUCGAAGGCCAGUCGCACCAAAGCACUUGAACACCUCUCUUCAGGUUCAGCCGGUCGCGGGUUCCCCGCUGAGCUCUUCGCCUUCCUCCUUUUCCGCUUGUUCUUCUCCUGGCCGCGCCAGGUGUGCGCCUUCUCGCGGCUCGUCCCUCCUUUCUGCGUCUCCUUCCCCUUCUUGCCGGGUUCUUUGCCCCUCUGUCGAGUCCGCAGACACGUGUAGUCUCCCAGCCGCCGCGGGUCCGCCCUCCUGCGAGUCUCGUUCUCUUGCUUCGUCUCCACAUUCUCCGCCUUCUUUGUCAACUCCGUCUCGGAAUCCGUUGUUCCCUUCGUGUGCGCCAGCGUCGGUGCCUCGGCCUCAGCCAGGGCGCACGCAGACUGCGCGGUCCCCUCCUACGGUGCGCAGAGGCGUCGCGUACAUGAUCUUCUCCCAGACCUUCUACGCAGGACAGGAACAGGCGGACGACAUUGUCGUUCCUUUGCACGUGACGAAGGCGGUGUUUGGAACGAGUUUGCGCAGAAAAAAGGGCUGGGUUACCUGGUAUGACAGCCGGUCACAUCGCCUCUCUUCGACGUCGAUUGGGCAGUGGUUGGCGGAGUCGAGAGCGCGCUUUCUUCUCUCUCUUCGUACGGAUCCGCGCGACGGCGAGGGCUCCGCAGGCAGGCAAGUUGUGGAGGCGGAAGAUCGACUUCGCAGCGGACGUGGACGAGGAAGCGCGCGAAACGAAGGGAAGAAAGGCGACUUCCGGACGAGAGUCGAUCGUCUCGCAGCCGCUGGCGAGCGGGAAGAGAAUCCCGAGGAACGGGGCAAAAGAGACGAUGAAGAGGGGAGCGCUGAAAGGCGAGAGACAAUGGAACGAGGCGAACCGUCAGAGACUGACGCCGGGCGUGCGUGCCCAGGCGGAGAAGCGUCUCCAACCGGCCUUCAAGGAACGCACUCCAGAGACUGGAACAGGGAAGGAAACGCGGGAGAAGGGAAACCGUGCAUCCUGAGCGGGCACAGGAGCAAGGGACAGAAGACUGAAGGCGAAGAGGACGAGGGAUCCAGGUGCGCAAGAGAGAUGGGAGAAGAAGGAGAACUCGGGGCGUUCCGGCAGAUCCGCAGAUCGUUGGGUGAACGCGAUUCGUCCGUGCUUCCCGGCACGUCUGCCUCCCCAACUUUCCCUUCGUUCUGUUCGUCCUUGUCUCCUGGCUUUUCGUUUCCGUCCCAGUCUUCUUUUUCCUGUUCCUCUCUUAUCUCCCGUUCUUCGGUGUCAGUCGAGGAGGCGAGCACCUUCUCGACCUCCGCGAGUUGUCGGGCGUGCGGCCGCGGCGGUCCGUCCUCGUGUCCCUCUUCUUCUUCGUAUUCGUCUUUCUCCUCCGCUUCUCGGUUUUCUUCAGCUGCUCCGUCGCCGUGCCCCGUAUUCGCGGACGUGCGGUGGCCGAGCUUCGCCUGUGAGGGCAAGCGCGCUCGCGCGCUCUACGUCUUCUUGUUUCUGCACGGCAUGUCGCCACCGGGCGUGGACCCCGACGUCACGGAGAACUGGGGAAAUCUCAUUGCGUCUUUGCUGGAGAAGUUUCCCGAGCAGGAACUGCGGGAGAAGCGGGGCGAAGAGCCGUUCAUCCUCACGUGGGCGUUCACGUACAGGCGCGCAACGUGCAGAGGCAUUGGCGCGUGCGUGGAGGUUCUGGCGCCUGCAAUGGCCAACGAGCUCGGGGCGCUCCUCCCGUUCUUCGACACCCUGCACGUCACCGCUGUCGGCCACUCGCUUGGGGGCCUCGUCUGGCGUUUCCUCCUGGACAAAAAGGCAACAGAGUUGCCGCUCUUUCUUCCCUCGAGAGGCUGCGUGCCCAGCGAGAGAACCUUCGGACAACCCCGCAGAGACGCGGAGGGCGGCCUCCGGCGGGACGCAGGCGUCGCCGGAUUUCCUCCGGGAGGUCCAAGCCACGUGCCGAAGAAACGGAUGGGGCUGGGACGCUUUGUGAGGCGCAGGGAAAAGAAUCCAGCGUGGGACGGGACGGGGCGAACCCGCGUGGCGGCGCACACGGAUGCGCAGGAGGCGAAAAAGAAGCGACGGUCGUUUUUCCCCUUCUCGCUUUCGCGUGUCUCUGCCUCGUCGCCGAGUUCUGCUCGGGUGGAGACGACGGAGUCCCCGACUCCUUCUCCCGCACUCGCCUCGGCUUCUGCCUCAGCUGGCCGCCGUUCUGCGUUUCACUUCUAUCCGCGGACUCGAGACGGGAAGCCCCGACAGUCUCCGCUUCGCUCGCGCGACGCAAAAGGAUCCGGCGCACCUUUCCCCGCGAAACGCGAGGCCCUGCGCACGGAGGUUUUAGCGCUGUUUGGCAGGAUCUUGAACAGUCCGAAAGUCGUCCUCGAUGUGUUUUGUACGCUCGCUUCGCCGCAUGUCGGCACGUACAAGUCCAAGGCGUUUGUUCGGGCUGUUCCGAAAGCGCUGUCGUUCAUGAGUUGCUUGCCAGCCAGCGAAAUCGCGAAGGAAAUCCUGAACGCCGACGAGCAGCAACUGAUUCGGUGUCUUGUCGAACACGAGAAAGCCAGGCACAGCUGGCUACCGUUCCAGGGCGGGGGCGGACACGGAGGCACAGAGUCAGGAGAGGGGGAGCGCGGGCCGAGGCUCGACGCCGGAGACGAAGGGAGAAGAGGGGAAAGCGAUUUUUUCGGCGGUAACGAACAACAGUCGUUUCUCUGCUCUGGCAACCGCGAGGAGAGGGUGAGGUGCGUCAGGGCCGGAGGCGAAACAGGCUGUGGGCAAGAACAAGAGCAGGCAAGAGAAAGGGAACUCGAAAGAACGUCUUCUGUGCCGAGGAAACGUGACGGAGGGGGACUGCAAUCAAGAUCUACAAGCAGUGCCUCCGCCGCCGACGAUGGGCUGUUCGUCAACCGCAGUUCGCCCUGUUCGUCUGCGACUACGCAUACCGGGGCAUCUGUCGGGCUCGUGGAGACGUGCGCGACAAGCUGUUUUGUUUCUUGUCGCGGAUCCCAUUGCGCCGUAGUUUCUGCGCCCUCCCCGUCUCCCUACGCUUCCCCCGAGGCGGACACCCUCUUCACACGUCCCGCGCCCCAAAGUGUUCCUGUGUUUUCCUCGGACUCGGAAACCGGCAGCUGGUCCUCGUUCUCCCCUCCGUCUUCCUCGUGUGUGCGUGCCGGCUCGGCGCUUCUCCCUUCGGCGUCAGGCGCCCAGGAGACACAAAGGAAGGAAGGCGCUCCCCACAAAGCGUUCAGAUGGGUUCUCUUUUACGGUGUCCUCGACACUGACUGGCUGGUGAGCGUCAACAGCGCUCUGGGCACAUGCAUAGAUUUGAAAUUGACGCCGGUGGGCCAGGAAGCGUUCCGGCACCCGAUGCGGCCUGUUGAGUUUUCGCUCGACAAAGAUCGGAAGGUGCGUCUCGGCAGACCCGAGGGUGGCGAGGACGAGGAACCAGAGGACAGGGAAGACGACAGCGAAGGAAAGGGAAGACAAGAAAAGAGUGAGUUUCAGCUCUGCGAUACGAGGCUGACGUCCAGUGUUAAAAAGAGAGAGAAGGAAAUAUCUCUCGUUGCACAGCAAGUGGAAGUGCUGCAGAGCCUCAAACACCUAAGACGGUUUGUGGUCUACAUCCCACAGAAUCCCGUUACCACGGCAGCGCAUGCCACCAUCAAGUGCUCGCCGAAUUACGUCACUCAAGAAACACAACGAAGCAUGAGGAAGCAAGCACACGAGAUCCUCCAGCACAUCACCGCAGGUCUCCUAACUGGCGCUACAAAUGCGGUCGGCGACGCCGAACCAGAAGCCGAGAGUAGGUACAUUCUCUGA